Molecule: messenger RNA, 18231 nt
Organism: Nerophis ophidion (straightnose pipefish)
Lineage: Eukaryota; Metazoa; Chordata; Actinopteri; Syngnathiformes; Syngnathidae
Gene: plecb
Product: plectin b
Exons: 36
Coding region: 304-16857 (5517 amino acids)
Biological process (GO): wound healing; hemidesmosome assembly; intermediate filament cytoskeleton organization
Cellular component (GO): cytoplasm; perinuclear region of cytoplasm; hemidesmosome
Molecular function (GO): ankyrin binding; structural constituent of cytoskeleton; structural constituent of muscle
Source: RefSeq, a predicted model, not a curated record
CCCUCUCUUCCAUUCUGUCACUGCCAUCCCAGCAGAAGGGAGCUACACUGAAUGCUGUGGGUGUCAUACAUUGAAUUUUGUUGGAAUCAAAUCUAACAAAGGACUAUUCUUUCUUCACGGUACCUGACGAAUCAACAAGGGUGAGAGAGCAAGAGGAGAUAUUGCAGCAAUUGUUUACUCAUUCUUUUCAUGUCACAGUGAAUUGAAGCACGUGGUUUGCCAGUGGAUUCUUUCACACAGCAAGACGUGUGGCUUGAUUAGAGACUUUCUUUUCUUCUACUUAGAAAUAGUGUAGAUAUAAAAAUGGUUGCAGGAAUGCUUAUGCCCCUGCGGGACUUGAGGGCAAUUUACGAGGUUCUCUUUCGAGAUGGAGUCAUGGUCGCCAAAAAGGACAAGAGACCCCAGUCCAAGCAUUCUGAGAUUCAUGGAGUGACCAAUUUACAAGUAAUUCGUGCAAUGGGUUCACUUAAGUCCAGAGGAUUUGUGAAGGAGACAUUUGCUUGGAGACAUUUCUAUUGGUACCUGUCCAAUGACGGCAUUGUUUACCUGCGUGACUACCUCCGCCUGCCCAUUGAGAUUGUUCCAGCCUCCUUGCAAAAGUUCAGAAAACCAGCUGCCUCUCUGGCCAUGGUUCAACGAGCUGCUCGGGUCCAAUCUGUUGAAGGUCCAACAUCUUUUGUGCCCAAACCUGGGCGUAGGAAUGAAGCUGAAACUGAAGAAGCAGUGGCAGAACGUCAAAGCUACCGGCAUAUGAUGGGUCGCGGAGACAAAGAGAGCUAUUCUGAUAGAACCCCUAGAUUCAGGGGUCGUCAACUGUCCGCAGAACCUGUCAGGCCCAAGGAAGUUGAUGGCCAGUCUCAUUCUCUGUUUACAAAUGGAAACAAUUUCAGAGCUGAGUCUGUGUCAAUGGAGGUCAGAAGUGUAUCUCAUCAGCAGCCCAAUGUGAGCAUUGAGAAGGCAGUCCCAACAUCACAGAAAAGAAAAGUAACUGAGAUACAAAGGGAGAAGCCAUCUUUGAAAAAUGAUAUGCCACUGACUUCUCUGACAGCAGCAUCUUCCAAAACAGCUCCACUGGAUACUGCGUCUACUGUUGCAGAGGCUACAGGUGCUACAACAGCAAAGAUUAAACUUGAGCCGUCUACUCUUAAAAUUAGUUCAGAUAAGCUGAAGUUUGAUGAAAAUGCUUGUGUAACUAGUAAUGCAUCUCCUCCUGACACAGAUGUCACGCAUGAUGGGAACAAGCAGGCUAUACAUCCAGCUAAAUCUCCCCAGUUAACAGCCAUUGCUGUACCAGCAUCCGAUGAUGCAAAACCAAAAGCUUUGACUGCACAUGCUUUUGCUCAGGAAACUACCAGUCUUUCUACAGAAACUGUCACAGCUACCACCAAACUCACCAAUCAAGAUGUCAAGAAAAAGAUGCGAAAGGGGAACGCGGAUGCAGAGCUUGCCAGAGAUGGAAGACCAGAUAAUACAGUAAAGUCUCAAAUGAAAAUGGCAACUUCUCAGGAAACAUCCAAACUCAUAAUAGGCACCGACAUUCCUGUCACAAAACCUGUCAUAAAAGAUGCCAAAGGAGAACAGGGUAAAGGAGCAAAGGUUAAAGAAGAAUUACCCAAAACGACCACUUUCAAGAGCCAUACUGAGGGUAAAGCAGGCAAUGAAAAGGCCAUAAAAGCAUCCAAAGUAGUUACAGUUCAGGAGAGUGCCAAAACUGAAACAGAUCACAGUGUGACCAAACCAGUUGUGUCUGUGAACGAACCAGACAUCCCGAAAAGCAAAAAAACCCAGGAGCUUCUUGUUUCUAACGUAAAACUCCCAGCUAAGUCCAAAAAUGAAGACAUCUGUGAUAAUGCACCACUGGAGUCUUCACCAAUCGAAGUAAAAAAGGCUGUCCGUAUACCGAGUACUGAGAAGGCAAAACUUCCAGAGCAAGUUUCUCCAUCGAUGCAAAUAGUCACUUCUUCUGAGCUCAGUCAGACCACUCUGCCCACAGAAGUGACUACUGAGAACAAACAAGUGGCUGAAGGAAGUUCAAAAUCAAAGCGAAAAAAAAAGAAAUCUCAAGUGGAGAAAACCAAGAAUAUCAGUGCUGAGGAGACACCUGACACAAGUGUGGGAGAAAAAAAAGUCAACACCAGUGACGAAAACCAUACCGAACCCAGGAUAUCAAACACGGGACCAUCCUCUGCACGAGCAGAUAAGACUGAGCCUAAAAUAAAAGAUGAAAGAGAAGUAGCUGAUGGUGCUAGACAAAUGUCUGUGGAAAAAUUGGGGGAAACCCCUAAACAAACAGAAAUACCACUAGACCAUACUGCAGCAGCACUCCCAGUGAGUCAUCUCAAAGCUGCACAAAUUAAAGAUCUGACACCUCACAUGGACUCUGAGAAAAGUGAGGGAAUGAUAGCUGCUAAAGUGGAAAUGGUGACAGUGCAGAAAGAAAUGGUACCACCAGUACAAAAAAGUACCAAACCUAACAAGAAAACCCCUGAAAAAAUGUCAAAAUCUGGAGAGGAAUUAUCAAACAGCGGUAAUGUUACGGUGCAAGUGACUAAUACUGUAUCCUCGACCCUAAGCAAAAAACCUGAAGCUGAAGCAUUGAAAGUCACUGACGUGACUGCAUUCAAUGGGGACAGAGAUAAAGACACCUCUAGUGUGACCUCUGAACUGGAAAAACGUAACGUUUCUCCAAAAACGACUCCUGAAAGAAUGCGUAGUGAGGAAACCAGACAGGCUGCAGCUGCGCUCUCUGAGGCCCCAGCAGACAAAGGAGGGGUGGAGCCAGUGCUGCUUUUUCCAAAAAAAAUAAAGCAGGAGGUUCCGAAAGCAAAAACAUCCUCCACUGUUAGGGAAGCACCCGAAGCCAAAGAAUUAGCGUCAGCAGAGCCAGUGGUAAUAGCAGAGGCAGCUGUAGCUCAGGCCCAGGCCGGCCCCCUUGUCAAGCAAGAGGAGCCUCCCAUAGUUGCGCAACAUUCAGCCACUCCAGCAGCAGAGCGCAGCACAGAGUAUACGCACUCUGUGUCGGUGGCCUUACAACAGGAGGAAGAGAAGAAGAGGGACUUGGAAAAGGACACACCCUCCGCCACUGCAACACCCGCUAGUGCCCAACCUCACUCGGGGGACACCUGUCUGUCCGUGGAAACAGACGACGGCAACAUGAAGAGGAAGAUUGUAGUCGUUGAAGAGGUAGUUGAAGUCAAGCAGCUGGUUAGUCCUGGAGCAACAGGAGAGCAAGCACCUCCACAGCCUGUGCAACCUGAGGCAGAAGACGAUGAGUUGGACCUGGAUGUUCUGGAAGAAAUCGCCAUUGAACGGUCACUUUUGUCCGGGGCAGCGUGUGGCAUGGUGCAUGCCACCCCACCUGAGGCAGACUGGGACCACUCUUUGGGGGAGCCAGAGGAGAAGACCUGGCCUAACUUCAUAGAAGAUGAACGAGAUCGAGUCCAGAAAAAGACCUUCACAAAAUGGGUGAACAAGCACCUGAUUAAGCCCUGGAGGGCAGAGUCCCAGCGUCAUAUAUCCGACCUGUACGAGGACCUUCGAGAUGGACAUAACUUGAUCUCAUUGCUGGAGGUCCUCUCUGGAGAAAAACUGCCCAGAGAGAAAGGCCGCAUGAGAUUCCACAAGCUGCAGAAUGUACAAAUAGCACUGGACUUUCUCAAGCACCGCCAGGUCAAGUUGGUCAACAUCAGGAACGAUGACAUCGCAGACGGGAACCCCAAGCUGACCCUUGGGUUAAUAUGGACCAUCAUUCUCCACUUCCAGGUCUCCUCCGCUAUCUCCGAUAUUCAGGUCAAUGGCCAAUCUGAGGACAUGUCAGCCAAGGAGAAGCUGCUUCUCUGGUCCCAGAGGAUGACCGAUGGCUACCAAGGCCUCCGUUGUGACAAUUUCAGCACCAGCUGGAGAGAUGGGAAGCUCUUCAACGCCGUCAUACACAAGCACUAUCCCAGGCUCAUCGACAUGGGCAGAGUCUAUCAACAAAGCAACCUGGAGAACCUUGAACAGGCUUUCCACGUUGCUGAGAAAGAUCUGGGCGUGACACGUCUUCUGGACCCAGAAGAUGUCGAUGUUGCACACCCAGAUGAGAAAUCCAUCAUCACAUAUGUGUCGUCCUUGUACGAUGUCAUGCCUCGGGACGUAAUGAGAACUAAUGAUUUGGAGCUGCGCUGGCAGGAGUACUAUGAGUCCAUGACUCUUCUGCUCCAGUGGAUCCGCCACCAUGUCAUGAUCUUCGAGGAGAGGAAGUUCCCAGCCAGCUAUGAGGAGAUAGAGCUUCUUUGGCGUCAAUUCUUGAUGUUCAAGGAGAAGGAGCUACCAGUGAAAGAGACCGAUAAGAACCGCUCCAAACAGCUCUACCAGUCAUUCGAGGGUGCAGUACACUCUGGCCUGGUAAAAGUCCCACCAGGCUACCAUCCUAUCGAUGUGGAGAAAGAUUGGGGACGACUCCAUGUGUCCAUGCUGGAGAGAGAGCGACUGCUGAGGACUGAGUUUGAAAGACUUGAGAGACUACAGAGGAUUUUCAGCAAAGUCCAGAUGGAGUCAGGGAGGUAUGAUGACCACUUCAGCCACCUCGAGACUCUGCUGCAGACGGAUAUGCGUCUACUGAAUGCUGGCAAACCAGCUCAGCACACGGCAGAACUCGAGCGUGAGAUGGACAGAGCUGACAAUGUAGUGCGUCUGCUCUUCAAUGAUGUGCAGACCCUUAAGGACGGGCGGCACCCACAGGCUGAGCAAAUGUACCGCAGGGUGUACUCCCUUCACGAGCGCCUGGUCAACUUGCGCAGCGAUUACAACCUUCGUCUGAAGACUGCCCAGGUUGCCUUUAACCAGACCACCGUGAACACAACUACCCUGAAAGUACGGUCUGAUUUGGACGACGUGACCCUGCGCUAUGUGCAAGAUCUUCUGGCCUGGGUGGAAGAGAACCAACGGCGUAUCGAUGACGGAGAAUGGGGAUCCGACCUGCCUUCUGUGGAGUCACAGUUGGGCAGCCACAGAGGUCUGCAUCAGACAGUAGAGGAAUUCAAAUCAAAGAUUGAACGUGCAAAGGCUGAUGAGAGUCAAUUAUCCCCUGCAAGCAAAGGUGCUUACAGAGAGUACCUGGGCAAACUGGACCUUCUGUAUGGCAAACUACUGAACUCUUCAAAGUCCCGUAUGAGAAACUUGGAUUCGCUGCAUGCAUUUGUCAGCGCAGCCACCAAGGAGCUCAUGUGGUUGAAUGACAAAGAGGAAGAGGAAGUCAACUUUGACUGGAGCGAUAGGAACACCAACAUGACCGCCAAGAAAGACAACUACUCGGCUCUCAUGCGUGAGUUGGAGCAGAGAGAGAAAAAAGUCAACGAUAUCCAGACUAUAGGAGACAAACAUGUCAAGAAUGGUCAUCCUGGCAAGAACACAGUGGAGGCAUUCACGAGUGCCCUGCAGACUCAGUGGAGCUGGAUCCUCCAGCUGUGCUGCUGUAUUGAGGCUCAUCUUAAAGAGAACACAGCUUACUAUCAGUUCUUUGCUGACGUAAAAGAAGCUCAGGACAAGCUGAAGAAAUUGCAGGAGACCAUGAACAAGAAAUACAGCUGUGAUCGCUCCACCACAGCCACACGCCUUGAGGACCUCCUGCAAGACGCUGUGGAGGAGAAAGAACAGCUCAACGAAUUCAAAACUCACGUGAACGGCCUCAACAAGAGAGCUCGCUCCAUUAUCCAGCUGAAACCACGCAACCCGACAACGUCCAUCAAAGGAAAACUCCCCAUUCAAGCCGUCUGUGACUUCAGACAACAAGAGAUUACCGUUCAUAAAGGAGACGAGCACGCGCUCCUCAACAAUUCCCAGCCUUUCAAAUGGAAGGUGUUGAGUCACACCGGACAAGAGGCAGUUGUGCCUUCUGUUUGCUUCUUGGUACCACCCGUCAACAAGGACGCCAUGGACAGUGUGUCCGGGCUGGAUACAGGUCACCAGAAGAUGGUGUCCAUGUGGCAGAUCUUGUACAUCAACAUGAAGAGUCUGCUCUCUUGGCAAUACCUGAUGAGGGACUUUUCGCAGAUUCGCACAUGGAACAUCACAACGUUAAAAUCAAUGAAACCAGAUGAAUAUCGACAAAUGAUGAGGAACCUGGAAAUCCACUACCAAGACUACAUGCGUGACAGCAAGGACUCUCAGCUCUUCGGACCUGACGACCGCGUGCAAGUGGAGGACGACUACGCCAAAUCCACCCAGCACUUUGACAGCCUACUUCGCUCCUUGGAGGAAGGACGAAAAGUUGUUAGGAUCAAAGGUCAACAAAAUGAGUCUCUGUGUAAGAACUACAUCACUGAGCUCAAAGACCUGCGUCUGCGAAUUGAGGACUAUGAGGCCCAGACUGUGGCUCGCAUACGCAAACCGAUGGAAAAGGAACCUCUGAAAGAAUGUGUUCAGAAGACAGUUGACCAAAAGAAAGUACAAGUCGAGGUUGAUGGCCUCAAGAUGGACCUUCAGAAGAUGUCAGCGAGAGCACAGGAGAUCUUAAAAUCCUCUCAGAAUUUUGCUUCUUCUCCUGUGCUGCGGUCUGAGCUUGACCUCACCGUGCAGAAGAUGGAUCACACGCACGCGCUCUCUUCCGUUUAUCUGGAGAAGCUUAAGACUCUGGAAAUGGUCAUCCGGAACACUAAGGGUGCAGAGGGGGUCCUUAAGCAGUAUGAGGAUUGCCUGCGUGAAGUCCACACUGUGCCGGGUGACGCCCAGGCAGUGGAGACAUACCGUGGAAAGCUUAAGAAAAUGAGAACAGAGGCCGAGGCGGAACAGCCCGUGUUUGAUUCCCUUGAAGAAGAACUCAAGAAAGCCACUACUGUGAGUGACAAGAUGAGUCACGUGCACAGUGAGCGGGAUGCGGAGCUGGACCACUACCACCAGCUCCAUUCCAGCGUUCAGGACCGCUGGAAGGCCAUGUUCGCGCAGAUUGACCUUCGCCAGAGAGAGCUGGAGCAGCUCGGCCGCCAGCUGGGUUAUUACCGGGAGAGUUACGAUUGGCUCAUCACUUGGAUAGCAGACGCCAAGCAAAGACAAGAAAGGAUCCAGACCGUGCCCAUCACUGACUGCAAGACUCUGAAAGAGCAACUGGCACUGGAGAAGAAAUUACUGGAGGAGAUUGAGAAAAACAAAAGCAAAGUUGAUGAGUGUCAGAAAUACGCCAAAGCAUAUAUCCACAUAAUCAAGGACUCUGAACUCCAGAUGGUUGCCUACAGAGCACAAGUAGAGCCCAUGGCUUCUCCUUUGAAGAAAACCAAACUAGAUUCUACAUCUGAUAACAUCAUUCAGGAGUAUGUGACACUGAGGACCCGCUACAGUGAGCUGAUGACUCUGACUAGUCAGUACAUCAAGUUCAUCACUGAUGCACAGCAACGCCUGGAGAACGAGGAGAAAGUUGCAAAGAAACUCAAAGCAGAAGAACAGAAAAAAAUGGCUGAGAUGCAGGCUGAAUUAGACAAACAGAAGCAAUUAGCUGAAGCUCAUGCAAAGGCCAUUGCCGAGGCAGAAAAAGAGGCGCAAGAGUUGAAGCUUAAAAUGCAGGAAGAAGUUAGCAAGAGAGAUGUCGCUGCAGUAGAUGCGGAAAAGCAAAAGCACAAUAUUCAACAGGAACUCCAAGAGCUCAAAAAUCUUUCAGAGCAGCAGAUCAAAGACAAAAGUCAACAAGUGGAUGACGCUCUUCAAAGUCGAGUAAGGAUUGAAGAGGAAAUCCGCCUCAUCAGAAUCCAACUUGAGACAACAGUUACACAAAAAUCUACUGCAGAAUCUGAGCUAAAGCAACUUCGUGACAGAGCGGCUGAAGCUGAGAAACUUAGGAAGGCUGCCCAAGAAGAAGCCGAAAAGCUACGCAAACAAGUCCGUGAAGAGAGCCAAAAAAAGCUCAUGGCUGAGGAGGAACUCAAAUUAAAAUCUGAGGCAGAAAAGGAAGCUGCACGCCAAAAGCAAAAAGCCCUGGACGACCUUGAAAUGCUGAAAAUGCAGGCGGAGGAGGCAGAAAGGCAAGUUAAGCAGGCCGAGAUUGAAAAAGAAAGACAAAUCAAGGUUGCUCAUCAAGCAGCCCAGAAGAGUGCUGCCGCUGAACUCCAGAGCAGACACACUUCCUUUGUGGAAAAGACCUCCAAACUAGAAGAAUCCCUCAAACAAGAGCAUGGAGCUGUCCUUCAGUUGCAACAAGAAGCUGCACUUCUGAAGAAACAACAUGAAGAUGCAGAAUUGGCUCGGGAAGAUGCAGAAAAAGAACUUGAGAAAUGGAGGCAAAAGGCUAACGAGGCCCUCCGCCUAAGGCUCCAGGCUGAGGAAGAAGCUCACAAAAAGAACCUUGCGCAGGAAGAAGCUGAGAAACUAAAGGAGGAGGCAGAGCGGGAGGCUAGAAAGAGGUCCAAAGCUGAAGAGUCAGCCUUGAAGCAGCGAGACAUGGCAGAGAAAGAACUGGAGAGGCAGAGAAAGAUGGCUGAGAGUACUGCUGAGCAGAAACUUGCUGCAGAACAAGAGCUGAUUCGUCUCAGGGCAGACUUUGACAAUGCAGAACAGCAGAGAUCCUUGCUGGAAGAUGAACUGUAUCGUCUCAAAAAUGAAGUUAUUGCAGCACAACAACAAAGGAAGCAGCUAGAAGAUGAACUAGCCAAAGUGAGAAGUGAAAUGAAUAUACUCAUUCAGCUUAAGUCCAAGGCGGAAAAGGAGACCAUGUCCAACACUGAGAGGAGCAAACAGCUUCUUGAGGCGGAGGCUGCCAAGAUGAGGGACCUUGCUGAUGAGGCCGGCAAGCUGAGAGGCAUUGCAGAGGAGGCCAAGCAUCAACGGCAAGUUGCUGAAGAAGAGGCAGCUCGUCAGAGAGCAGAAGCCGAGAGGAUCCUCAAAGAGAAGCUGUUAGCUAUCAGUGAAGCCACCCGUUUGAAAACUGAAGCGGAAAUUGCUCUGAAGGAAAAGGAAGCAGAAAAUGAGAGACUGCGUAGACACGCUGAAGAUGAGGCUUACCAGAGAAAAGCAUUGGAAGACCAAGCCAACCAACACAAGCAAGCAAUUGAAGAGAAGAUCCUUCAACUGAAAAAAUCUUCUGAGGAUGAAAUGGAACGACAAAGAGCUAUAGUAGAUGACACACUUAAGCAAAGGCGAGUUGUCGAAGAAGAAAUCAGAAUCCUCAAGCUCAACUUUGAAAAAGCUUCAUCAGGAAAACUAGAUCUGGAACUCGAACUAAACAAGCUAAAAAAUAUUGCAGAGGAAACUCAACAAAGCAAGUUCAGAGCAGAGGAAGAGGCUGAAAAGCUGAGAAAGCUUGCCCUCGAGGAAGAGAGGAAGAGGAAGGAAGCUGAGGAGAAGGUUAGGAAAAUCACCGCCGCAGAGGAAGAUGCAGCUCGACAACGCAAGGCCGCUCAGGAGGAACUUGAGCGUUUGAAAAAGAAAGCUGAAGAAGCCAAAAAGCAGAAGGACGAGGCUGACAAAGAAGCAGAAAAACAGGUCGUGGCAGCCCAACAAGCAGCCCUGAAAUGCAGUGCUGCGGAACAGCAAGCCCAAAGUGUUUUGGCUCAACAGAAAGAAGACAGCCUCACGCAGAAGAAACUCAGGGAAGAGUAUGAAAAAGCCAAGAUGCUCGCAAAACAGGCUGAGGCUGCAAAGGAGAAGGCAGAACGAGAAGCAGCACUUCUCCGUCAGCAAGCAGAGGAAGCAGAGCGGCAGAGAGUGGCUGCUGAGUUAGAAGCCACAAACCAAGCCAAAGCCCAAGAGGAUGCUGAGAGGCUUAGGAAAGAGGCCGAAUUUGAAGCUGCUAAACUUGCUCAAGCUGAAGCUACGGCACUGAAGCAAAAGCAACAAGCUGAUGCGGAAAUGGCAAAACACAAAAAACUGGCAGAGCAGACACUGAAACAGAAGUUCCAAGUAGAACAAGAGCUCACAAAGGUUAAACUUCAGCUUAAUGAGACUGACAAUCAAAAAUGUCUCCUUGAUGACGAGCUCCAGCGCUUGAAGGAUGAGGUUGAAGACGCUGUCAAACAAAGGGCACAGGUCGAAGAUGAACUGUUUAAAGUCAAAGUUCAAAUGGAAGAGCUGCUCAAGCUUAAAAUGAAAAUUGAGGAAGAAAAUCAGCGCCUCAUUAAAAGAGACAAAGAUAACACUCAAAAAUUCCUUGCAGAGGAAGCUGAAAAUAUGAAACAGCUUGCUGAAGAUGCUGCAAGACUAAGUGUCGAAGCCCAGGAGGCCGCUCGCCAAAGACAGAUUGCUGAAGAUGACCUGAGUCAUCAACGAGCUCUUGCAGACAAAAUGCUCAAAGAGAAAAUGCAGGCCAUACAGGAAGCAUCCAAAUUUAGAGCUGAAGCUGAAAGGCUUCAAAAGCAGAAGGACCUGGCUCAAGAACAAGCACAAAAGCUGCUCGAGGAUAAACAGCUCAUGCAGCAGCGUCUAGAUGAGGAAACGGAGGAAUACCAGAAGUCCCUUGAAGCGGAAAGAAAAAGGCAACUCGAGAUUGUAGCGGAGUCCGAAAAACUUAAACUCCAAGUUUCUCAGCUCAGCGAAGCCCAGGCCAAAGCCGAAGAAGAGGCCAAAAAAUUCAAGAAACAAGCGGAUGCAAUCGCGUCCCGUCUUCAUGAGACUGAAAUUGCCACCAAAGAAAAAAUGACCACUGUUCAAAAACUGGAAGUUGAAAGACAAAGUACCAGCAAAGAAGCAGAGGAAUUACGCUACUCAAUCAAAGUCCUUGAGGAGGAGAAGGCUAGACUGAAAAAAGAGGCUGAGGAACUUCAAAAUAUGUCUAAAGAGAUGGCUGAUGCCCAGCAGAAACAAAUUGAGCAUGAGAAGAUAUUGCUUCAGCAAACAUUCCUUACAGAAAAAGAAAUGCUGUUAAAGAAGGAGAAGCUCAUUGAAGAUGAGAAAAAGAAAUUAGAAAGCCAGUUUGAAGAGGAAGUCAAAAAGGCUCAAGCUCUCAAAGAUGAACAGGAACGGCAGAGACUGCAGAUGGAGGAAGAGAAGAAGAAACUACAGGCUACCAUGAAUGCAGCUCUUGAUAAACAAAAAGAAGCUGAAAGGGAGAUGCUUAACAAGCAAAGAGAAAUGCAGGACCUGGAAAAGAAAAGAUUGGCGCAAGAAAGAAUCCUUGAAGAAGAGAACCAGAAACUGCGCGAGAAACUGCAGCGGAUGGAGACUGUCACUGUGGUCGAUAAUGUUCUUAAUGGACAAAAUGCCACUGAACUAGACAGUGCCAUGAAGAAAGUAGAUCCCUUAUCUUUUGAUGGUAUUCGUGAAAAGGUCCCGGCAAUCAGACUUCAAGACUUGGGUCUUUUACCAAAGAAAGAUUUUGAUAAGCUUAAAAAUGGUAAAACUACAGUUCAAGUACUUGGUGAGACUGAACAUCUCAAAACAAUUCUUAAAGGAAAGAACAGCAUUGCAGGCAUUUUGACACCAUCCAAAAAAAUAACAUCAAUCUACCAAGCAUCCAGAGAGAAAAAAAUUACUCCGGGCACAGCCAUGGUACUUCUUGAAGCUCAGGCAGCAUCUGGUUACAUGCUAGACCCCAUUAAGAAUCAGAAAUAUACUGUUAAUGAGGCUGUCAAGGAAGGCUUGAUUGGCCCUGAGCUGCAUAAUAAAAUGCUUUUAGCUGAGAGGGCAGUUAUUGGUUACAAAGACCCAUACACUGGUUGCAAGAUAUCUGUCUUUGAAGCUAUGAAGAAGGGUCUGAUAGAACAUGAUCAUGCCAUCAGAGUUCUUGAGGCUCAACUUGCAACAGGGGGCAUUAUUGAUCCUGUCAAUAGUCACCGAGUACCCAAUGAAGUGGCCUUUAAACAGGGACUCUAUGAUGUGGAAAUGAACAAGGGUAUGGAAAAACCCUCAGAAAAUGCAAAGGGUUACUUUGAUCCCAGCACUCAGGAACCAUUGACGUAUUCUGAAUUAAUGACGAGAUGUUGCACUGAUCCGGACACUGGCAUGCUGCUUUUGCCAAUCACAGAUAAAGCUGCUCAAUGCUCCAGCAUGUACACAGAAGAAGAGACCAAGGAUGUGUUCAACAAAACAACUGUAUCUGUUCCAUUUGGAAGAUUCAAGGGAAAAACCGUGACCAUUUGGGAAAUAAUCAAUUCUGAAUACUUCACUGACGACCAAAAGAAAGACCUUCUUCGUCAGUACAAGACAGGGAAGAUCACAAUCGAAAAACUAAUUAAAAUUGUGAUCACUGUGGCAGAAGAAAAAGAGAAGAAGAACGAAAUUAACUUCAGUGGUCUUCGAGCACCUGUUCCUGCCUCUGAGCUCCUUGAGUCCAAAAUUAUUGAUAAAGACCUGUACAACAAAUUGCAGAAGGGCAAUAAAACUGUCAAAGAGGUCUCUGCAAUGCAACCUGUCCACAAAGCUCUUAAGGGCACAAAUUGCAUUGCAGGUGUAUAUACUGAGUCCACAAAGGAAAUAAUGUCCUUCUAUAAGGCCAUGAAGAAGGACAUAAUGAGAGCUGGUCCUGCCUUACAUAUGCUUGAAGCUCAAGCAGGAACAGGCUAUGUGGUUGACCCAUUAGAAAAUCAGAAGUACACUGUUGAUGAAGCUGUAAAAGCUGGUGUUGUUGGCCCAGAGCUUCAUGAAAAGCUUCUAAGUGCAGAAAGAGCAGUUACAGGUUACAAAGACCCAUAUACUGGAAAGACAGUGUCUCUGUUUCAAGCAAUGAAAAAGGAGCUUAUUCCUUUAGAGCAAGGAAUCAGACUACUUGAUGCACAGAUGGCCACUGGUGGCAUCAUUGAUCCGGUCAAGAGCCAUCACAUUCCUCAUGAUGUUGCCUGCAAGAGAAAAUAUUUUGAUGAUGACAUGAAGCAGAUUCUAAGCAAUCCAACUGAUGAAAUUAAGUGUUUCUUUGACCCCAACACAAAAGAAAAGGUCACAUAUGCGCAGCUCUUCCAGACUUGUGUAACUGAUGAGAAAACUGGUCUCCCGCUUCUACUUCUCACAGAUGAAGCAAUUAACGCAAAGGAAGAGCCAACACUUACCGAAGCCCAGACAAAAGAAGCUAUGACUCAAGCAAGUGUUGAGCUUGAGUCCGGACCAUUCAAGGGAAGGAAGAUGACCGUUUGGGAUCUUAUCAAUUCUGGAUAUCUAACUGAGGAACAGAGACUUGAACUCCUCAGACAAUUUAGAUCAGGAAAGAUAACAAUUGAAAAGAUCAUUAAGAUUGUCAUCACAAUUAUAGAAGAACAGGAGGCUAAAAAACGAGAGCAGCUAAGCUUCAAGGGUCUCAGAUCACCUGUACCUGCAGAUUCUCUGUAUGAUUCCAAAAUAAUUGACAAGUCAACAUUUGUUCGUCUUCAGCAAGAAAAAACAACACCUAAACAAGUCAGUGAGAAUCCUAAUGUCAACAAAUACCUCCAGGGAUCAGACAGCAUUUCUGGCAUCUUUUUAGAACCCACUAAAGAAAAAACAAGCAUAUAUCAAGCUAUGAAGAAAAAUCUGAUCAGACAUAACACCGGCCUUGCUCUUCUCGAGGCUCAGGCUGCAACAGGGUUCAUUGUAGAUCCUGUUAAAAAACAGUUUCUGACCGUAGAUGAAGCUGUAAAAUCAGGACUUGUUGGCCCAGAGCUACAUGAGAAACUACUCUCUGCAGAAAAGGCUGUCACAGGAUACAAAGAUCCAUUUACGGGAAACAAAAUCUCUCUCUUUGAAGCUAUGCAAAAAGAUCUCAUUUUGAAAGAGCAAGCGAUGCCGUUCUUAGAGGCACAAAUGGUCACUGGAGGAAUAAUUGACCCUGUAAACAGCCAUCGUGUACCAAUGGAUGUUGCAUUCGACAACAACAUUUUCAGUCAGGAAGUGGCCAAUGUUCUAGCUCAGCCAUCCAACGAUAACAAGGUUUUUACAGACCCAGAAACGGAUGAAAAUGUUACAUAUAGGCAGCUUAAAGACAAGUGUAAAAGGGAUCCAGAGACAGGUCUGUGUAUCCUUCCACUCUCAAAACCUCAGUCUCCUACAGUUGUCGAAAAGACAUACCUCUACACAGAGGAGGAAACACAAAGUGACCUGAACAAAACUCCAAUUGACCUUCCCAUUGAGGGCCUAGCUGAUAAAUCUAUGAGUAUCUGGGAUGUCAUGAACUCAAAUUUGAUUCCAGAGCAGCAGAGGCAAAAGCUUAUGGAGGAAUAUCGUUUAGGUAACCUUACCAAAGAGCGAAUGGUAAUCAUUAUCAUUGAGAUCAUGGAGCAAAGAGAGAUCAUCCGAAAUGAGAAUCCUCUGUCAUGUAAGACAAUGCGAAGACGAGUUACUAUUGAGGAGCUGUACAAUGCCCGCAUCAUUGAUUUGGAGACAUACAACCUUCUCAAACAAGGGAAAAGAGAUAUCCGUGACAUACUGGAGUUGAGUAGUGUGAAACAUUAUUUGUAUGGCACGGGCUGUGUUGCUGGGGUCACAACUGACAAAAGUGCCAAGAUUAGCAUAUACCAAGCAAUGAACAGAGGAUUUCUUAAACCUGAAAUUGCCCUCAACCUUUUGGAAGCACAAGCAGCAACAGGAUACAUUGUCGAUCCUGUAAGGAAUGAGAGGCUCACUGUUGAUGAAGCUGUUCGCAAGGGUGUGGUUGGCCCUGAGAUCCAUGACAAACUACUUUCUGCUGAGAGAGCAGUUACGGGAUACAAAGAUCCAUACAGUGGAAAAGUCAUAUCUCUUUUCCAGGCAAUGAAGAAAGACCUUGUUCCAGAGGAUUACGCCCUGGCAAUGUUAGAGGCGCAGUCUGCCACUGGAGGCAUAAUUGAUCCUGAAUUUCAGUUCCACCUACCAGAAGACAUUGCUAUGCAGAGAGGUUAUAUCAACAAGGAGACCAAUGAAAGACUCACUGAUAACAAAGGAUUUGUUGACCCUGUCACUGAUGAAGCAUUGUCCUAUGCACAGCUGCUUAAGAGAUGCCAGUUAGAAAGCGGAUACCGUCUUCUCUCUCUGGGAGACAAAAGGCUCGUGUUCAAGGGUAUUAGAAAACAAAUCACAAUAGAUGAGUUGAUCCGUUCGCAAAUUAUUGACCAGAAAACCGUUAAUGAACUGAAUGAGGGUCUUGUUAGUGUUGAUGAGAUCAGUAAUAGGUUAUCAAAGUACCUUGAGGGCACAAGCUGUAUUGCUGGUGUAUACAUUGAAAACAGUAAGGAGUGUCUGUCAAUCUAUCAGGCCAUGAAGAAGAACCUGAUCAGACCAGGUACUGCGUUUGAACUCCUUGAGGCCCAGGCAGCCACAGGCUAUGUAAUUGACCCAAUCAAAAACCUCAAGCUAACUGUCAAUGAAGCAGCAAAAAUGGGAAUUGUUGGUUCAGAAUUUAAAGACAAGCUUCUUUCUGCUGAGCGGGCAGUAACAGGCUAUAGGGAUCCAUACUCAGGCAAGACAAUCUCUCUCUUCCAGGCCAUGAAAAAAGGACUAAUCCUGAAAGAUCACGGAAUCCGUCUCCUGGAGGCUCAGAUAGCCACUGGUGGAAUCAUUGACCCAGAAGAAAGCCACCGUUUGCCAGUUGAGAUGGCCUAUGAACGUGGCUUCUUUGAUGAAGAAAUGAAUGAAAUUCUGACCGAUCCAUCUGAUGACACCAAAGGCUUCUUUGAUCCCAACACUGAAGAAAACCUUACAUACCUGCAGCUCAUGGAGAGGUGCAUUACUGAUCCUCAAACUGGACUGGUUCUUCUUCUACUAAAACAAAAGAAACGGGAGAGAAAGACCUCGUCCAAAUCAUCAGUUCGUAAACGCAGGAUUGUUAUAGUAGACCCAGACACAGGCAAAGAAAUGACUGUCUAUGAGGCCUACAGGAAGGGACUUAUUGAUCACCAGACCUAUUUGGAGCUUGCUCAACAAGAAUGCGAAUGGGAAGAAAUCACUAUGACGUCCUCUGAUGAUACAGUCAAAUCUGUUCUUAUUGACAAGAAGUCAGGCAGACAAUAUGACGUUGAUGAUGCUUUGGCACGUGGCCUCAUUGACCAGAAUUGUCUGGAAUCAUAUCGAGCUGGAAACCUGUCCAUCACAGAGUUUGCUGACAUGCUGUCUGGAAACAUGGGAGGCUUCCGGUCUCGGACAUCAUCCUUUGGUUCAACCACUUGCUCUGAUUUCUCUUCCCCAAUGAGCCCAAUACCUUCCAUAAAACCACCUGCAGUCAUAUGGAAUGACCCAACAGAGGAGACCGGCCCUAUUGCUGGAAUACUGGAUACAGACACAUUGGAAAAGGUAUCCAUCACUGAGGCCAUGCACAGAAACUUGGUAGACAACAUAAGCGGCCAAAGAUUGUUGGAAGCCCAAGCCUGUACUGGAGGAAUAAUUGACCCUUCAAGCGGGGAGAGAUUUUCAAUUGCUGAUGCGGCAGAAAAAGGUCUUGUGGACAAAAUCAUGGUUGAGCGUCUGAACGUGGCUCAAAAAGCAUUCAAUGGAUUUGAAGACUCCAGAAGUAAAGAAAAGAUGUCUGCCUCCCAAGCUUUGAAGAAGGGCUGGUUGUAUUACGAGGCCGGGCAGCGCUUCCUUGAGGUACAAUAUCUGACUGGUGGACUUGUUGAGCCAGGUGUCGAAGGAAGAGUCUCACUGGAUGAUUCGAUUAAGAAGGGUACCAUCGAUGCCCGCACAGCACAAAAACUAAGAGAUGUCAGUACCUACUCAAGAUAUCUAACAUGUCCAAAAACAAAACUCAAAAUAUCUUUUAAAGAUGCCAUGGAUAGAAGCAUGGUUGAAGAAGGAACUAGUAUCAGGCUUCUGGAGGCCUCCUCGCAGUCCAGCAAAGGCCUCUACAGUCCCUACAAUGUCAGCGGCUCUGGAUCUGCUUAUGGCUCACGAACCGGUUCAAGGACAGGAUCCCGAUCAGGAUCUAGAAGAGGCAGUAUUGAUGCAGGCUCUGUUUUCAGUGCGAACUUCUCAUCCUCUUCCUUUACUUCAUCCUCCUCAACUGGCUACAGCCGCAGAUUUUAAAUGACUACAUUAAUCUCUCAGAGCAUCGUUCUUUUUUGACAUUAGAAUCAACAACAGCAAUACAUUAACUUCAGCGAAAACAGUUUUAUUUACAAACAAAUUCAUUUAUUUAUUUUUCACCAGCAUGUGGUCAAAUCAAGCCUUACCUUAGUUAUCCAUUUCAUCCCUCUACAACAAUGUCAAGAGAAUUUUAAUGUUUUAUAGUAUGAAUUAACAAGUCAGCAUGUAGUAUACCCAAGCAUGACAUUUCCGCUUCUUCAAAGUAGCUUCGUAGCUCGUAUUUUAUGCCUUUUUAAAAAAAGUUGUAUUGUUGUUUUCUGAACUAAUAUAUGCUGUCUGUAUAUCAAACUGAAAUUGAUUUCCAGUAUUCCCAGUUUUGUUUUUUGUUUUCUUUCAAUAGUUUUUAUUUUGUUGUCCUUUUUUGACACUAUUUCUUUUUAAGAUGCAUAAUUCAUAUGUUUCGUGACAAAACUACAUAGAUGUCCCAUUGCCUUAAAAUGCAUGAUUGGAUUGUGUAUUUGCAGUAUCAAACUAAACACUAAAAAUGAGACAGCACAAGCAUACUGAAAAAAAUGUCAGAAUUAAAGUUAUGCCAUCAAAAGUGUUUGUUAUACUUUGUAUUUUUCAUAAAGUGGACUUGCAUACUUUGUCUUCAUUACACACUCCAUGUUCAUCUUCAUCGAGUCUCCCUGGCCCAACCCUAAGAUGGUGUCAGUUGAUCCUGCCCUUCCCCCCACCAUGCAGAACUGCCUACUUUUAAUUUGGUUUCUCUCAGAGUCCAAACUCUCAGCGCAGACACCUGGAUGGCCCAAGUUUAUGAACGGGAUGGAUUCUCAGAUCUGCAUGAACGUCCCAUAGUAGCGCAGAGAGCUGAGGCAGUCAAGCUGACACCACCUUGGAUCCCCAUUUGGCAGGCUGAGACACAAAAUAAUCAAAGAUUGGCCUUCAAUCACACUCACACAUUACUGCAAUGAAAUAAAUGUGUAUUUACGAUAGUAUAAGUACCCAAGAACAGUAUGUAAAUAUAAAGUCCAUAGUAGAAUAUUUUUGUAAACGGCAUAUACUACAUGUACUGUAUUAUCUUGCUUCCUUUCACUUAUAAACAGCAUGAUCAUUUGUGUUAAUAGUUGUCAUUAUUCUGUUAUUUUUUGAGUUUUUUUUCCAUUUUCAUUGGGUUUUAUUAUAACAUCUGUGUUGCAUUUCUUGUUUUGUAUAUUUCCUACAGUGUUUUCAAGGGAAAUUAAAUGCAAUACAAAUGAAAUACUUUGAGUUAGCAUUCUGAGAGCUAUUUUGCUAUGUACUAUACUGUAUGUUGUUUUGGGCUGAUGUGUGUUCUUAAGAUAAAAUGAUGUAAAUAAAUCUCUUUAAGGAGCA